This is a messenger RNA of Mercurialis annua (annual mercury), 1864 nucleotides long. RefSeq lists its product as uncharacterized. NCBI's taxonomy places the organism in Eukaryota, Viridiplantae, Streptophyta, Magnoliopsida, Malpighiales, Euphorbiaceae. Bases 145 to 1551 code for a protein of 468 amino acids. The transcript has 14 exons. The record is from RefSeq and is a predicted model, not a curated record.
GAAGCAGAUGUCUCUGUUUCUGAUGUCGCUGUCUUUGUAAUUUCCGUUUAAUGUUUUUUAUUUUUAUUCCCUCUCAAAAGAAUUUUUGAUUUCUUGCAAACAAAGGAAUUGAAUUGAAUUUUGAAUUGAAUUUUGAAUUGGGAAAUGAUGUUGGCUCAGAGACGAGUUAUAAUGAGUUGGAGACGAGUUGCUAAAUCGUUGCAGUCACUCAUAGCUCACUCGCUGCUGUUCAGUUUUACUCUGUUGCUUUCUCUUAAGCUUCAGCAUCCUGGUUCUUACUCUUGGGGGAUUAUUUUUGCACCUCUGUGGCUCUUUCAUGUGGUGGUUUCACGUGGCCGAUUUUCCUUUCCUGCUCCAUCUAUGCCCAAUGAUCGACAUUGGGCACCUUCUCAUGCUGUCUUGGCAACUCCAUUGCUUAUAGCUUUUGAAGUACUCCUUUGCAUACGAUUACAGAGUAGUUAUGUUGUAAACUUGAAGAUUGUUUUUCUGCCGCUGCUGGCAUUUGAAAUAGCAAUCUUAAUUGAUAAUAUAAGGAUGUGUAGAGCUUUAAUGCCUGGAGAUGAAGAAAGCAUGAGCGAUGAAGCAAUAUGGGAGACUCUUCCUCACUUUUGGGUUGCAAUAUCUAUGAUCUUUUUCAUUGCUGCAACAGUUUUCACUCUUCUCAAGCUAUGUGGUGAUGUGGCAGCUCUUGGUUGGUGGGACUUGUUCAUAAAUUAUGGAAUUGCGGAGUGCUUUGCCUUUCUUGUGUGCACAAAGUGGCAUAAUCCAGCAAUUCACAGGCAUUCACAUAUUGGACAAUCUAGUUCUUCAAUGACUAUCAGCUAUAUUGACUGGAAUACGGGCUUGAUAAUUUCUUCUGAUGAUGACCGGCAUCAAAGUGGCAGAUUAUGUAAUCUGCAGGACAUUGGUGGACAUUUUAUGAAAAUUCCUCUAAUUGUUUUCCAGAUCAUUCUUUUCAUGCGCUUGGAGGGUACACCUCCCGGUGCUAAAAAUAUCCCUUUUCCAAUUCUUUUUCUUCCGCUUCUUUUGGUACAAGGAGCCGGGGUUUUGUUUGCUGCAUAUAGACUUGUGGAGAAAGUUGUUAUUUUACUACAUGGUAGAGCUGGUUCUGACACGUACCUUAUGGUUGUAUCAAAAGCUCGUGAAUUUCUCGGGUUUUUGCACCAUGGAUCAAGGUUACUUGGUUGGUGGUCAAUUGAUGAAGGGAGUAGAGAGGAGCAGGCCAGACUUUAUUGUGCUGGAGGUUCAGGCUAUAAUACAUUCUCACCGGACACAGUGAAGAAGAUGCCCAAAUCGGAUCUCGUCGAGGAGAUAUGGAGAUUGCAAGCUGCCUUGGGCGAGCAAACCGAAAUCACUAAGUUUAGCCAGCAGGAGUUUGAAAGACUUCAAAACGAAAAAAUCUUAUGCAGAAUUUGCUUCGAGGAGCAAAUCAACAUAGUCCUCCUCCCAUGCAGACAUCACGUCCUUUGCAGCACUUGCUGUGAGAAGUGUAAAAAAUGCCCAAUAUGCCGGGUGACGAUCGAAGAGAGAUUAUCUGUAUAUGAUGUAUAAUUUUCCAGAAUACGAACAAGAUGGCUAGAAAGCUUCCUUGCUGCUCAUGAUUUUUAGAUGUAGCAAGCAAAGAGAAGAUGGCAAUUCUUGGGUUGCAAGGCCAAAGGGCUGUUGGUACAUUGCAAUUGUUUUUCCAGUUCUUAUGCGAAUUAUCAGAUUGUAAAUUGUUAAUUGUUUCCCAACUGGAAAAUCAUGUGUGGUUUCAUACUAUAUAUUUUGUAAAACUAUAGUAUAUGUAUAGGUUUCAAGUUUCAACAACUUCUAUGUACCUUCUUAUUUUUUUCUUAAUAAAAGUAGUCGAUUGAAAUAUCAA